Molecule: messenger RNA, 4117 nt
Organism: Talpa occidentalis (Iberian mole)
Lineage: Eukaryota; Metazoa; Chordata; Mammalia; Eulipotyphla; Talpidae
Gene: HPS3
Product: HPS3 biogenesis of lysosomal organelles complex 2 subunit 1
Exons: 18
Coding region: 43-3180 (1045 amino acids)
Biological process (GO): organelle organization
Cellular component (GO): cytoplasm
Source: RefSeq, a predicted model, not a curated record
GUCUCCAGGCGCCCGCCCGGCGGGCCGCAGCCCGUCUCCGGGAUGGUGCAACUGUACAACCUGCACCCGUUCGGGUCGCAGCAGGUGGUGCCCUGCAAGCAGGAGCCCGAGACGUUCUGCGGCGGAGGGCGCGACGCGCUGUUCGUGGCGGCGGGCUGCAAGGUGGAGGUGUUCGCUGUCGACGCCCAGGGGCUGUGCCGGUCCCAGUGCACUUUUUCCACGCUGGGCCGCGUGCUGCGCCUGGCCUACUGCGCGGCGGGAGACUAUUUAGUAGCAAUUGAAGAGAAAAACAAAGCUAGGUUUCUCCGUGCUUAUGUGAACUGCAGAAGUAAAAGGACUGAGAACUCUCGAGUGUGUAUCCGAAUGGUUGGACAUAAUGUGGAGGCACCCUUCAGUGAAAGCUUCAGAGACCAGCUGUCUAUUGUUGAAAUGCCGCUCUCUGAGAACCCUUUGAGCAUUUCUUGCUGCCCUGUGAAAGGAGACCUUCUUGUUGGCUGCACAAAUAAGUUAGUCUUAUUUACUCUAAAGUAUCAGAUCAUUAAUGAAGAAUUCUCAAUAUUGGACUUUGAACAUUCUUUAAUAAUACACAUAGAUAAUAUCACUCCUGUUGAAAUAUCUUUUUGUGUUGGAUAUGCCGCUGUUAUGUCAGACUUAGAAGUCUUAAUCCUAAAACUGGAGUCAGAUCCCAAAGAUGGAGAGAAUGUUACCCACCGUCCACAUAAGACCAACAAUUCAGUGAAACAGACACAAGGCACCAGUAAUGAAACUUUGCAACUUGAAUCAGAUGAUUUUGUAAUCUGCCAAAAGCCUAUGGAACUUCUUGGUGAAAAAAGUGAACAGUGUGGAGUAUCUGUUACACUGGAGACAAUAGGAUUAUCUGAUGAAAAAAUAAAAUAUUUUCAUGUUCAGCACCUGCUCUAUAGACGUUUUGCUCCUGAUAUUUCAUCCUAUAUUUUGCCCGAUGAUGCCAAGUUGCAUUCACUUCAGCUGCUACCCAUUUACCAAACAGGUUCUUUUACUUCUGAUAGAAAAAAUUCAUCUCAGGAAGAAAAGUUGCUGAGUCUUUUUUGUUUCUUUUCAUUACCUCACGUGGGCUAUCUCUACAUGGUUGUCAAGUCUGUUGAAUUAAUGUCAGUCUACCAGUAUCCUGAGAAAUCUCAGCAGGCAGUGCUUACGCCACAGUUUUUGCAUGUUAUUACAAGUAACAACCUGCAGUGCUUCACAGUGCGGUGUAGUGCGGCGGCAGCUCGCGAGGAGGACCCAUAUGGGGACACCACCCUGAAGGCUUGCCCGCCUGUCAGUAUGGAUAUUUGUGCUUUGAGAAUACAGCUCUUCAUAGGCUUGAAAGCCAUUUGUCACUUUAAAAACCAUGUCAUACUUUUGACUAAGGCAGACUCUGAGUCUACUCCAGAGAGAAGAGAAUCACCCAAGAGGCUUCUUUCUAGAAAAGAUACCAGUGCUAAGCUCAAAACAUCUCCUGUAGCUGAGGCUGGUUGGAAUUUAUAUAUUGUGAAUACAGUCUCACCGGUGCAACUAUACAAGGAAAUGAUAGACUACAGUAAUACCUAUAAGACUGCUAAAACCCAGAGCUGCAUCCACCUUCUCAGUGAGGCUCAUCUGAUAGUGAGAGCUGCCCUUAUGGAUGCCAGUCAGCUGGAACCUGAAGAACAAGCAGAGCUUUUAGAAGCAUUUAAAGAAAGCUGUGGCCACCUUGGAGACUGCUUUAGCAGGCUUGAUACUCAGUAUUCCCACCUCGCCUUGCCAUACUAUAAGAUGUCUGGCUUGUCUAUGGCUGAAGUUUUAGCCCGAGUGGAUUGGGCAGUAGAGGAUGGAUUGCAGAAAUAUGAGAAGGGAUUAAUCUUUUACAUAAAUCAUUCACUUUAUGAAAACCUGGAUGAAGAAUUAAGUGAAGAAUUAGCAGCAAAAGUGGUUCAGAUGUUUCAUGUGGCAGAGCCAAAACAACUGCCCCAUAUUCUCUGUACUCCUUCUAUGAAGAACAUUAACCCUUCAACUGCCUUGAGCUAUCUAAGGAAAUUGGAUACUUCUGAUUGUUCAUCAGUAUUAGUGACAUUGGCCAAAGCAUCAAUAGCUCUGAAAAUGGGAGAUCUUGACCUGUAUAAGAAUGAAAUUAAAAACCAUUCAGAGAUGAACUUUGUACGUGGCUUCAUUCUGGAACCUCGGCUAUUAAUUCAACAGAGGAGGGGACAGAUUCAUCCAACUGAGCUUGCUGUUUACUUGAAGGAAACUCAGCCUGGAUUGCUGGUGGCUUCAGUCCUAGGCUUGCAGAAGAGCAGCCAUAUUGGAAUUGAAGAAGCAGAUUCCUUCUUCAAGGUGCUUUGUGGUAAGGAUGAAGGUACAGUUCCUCAGCUCUUGGUAGACUUCUGGGAAGCUCAGCUGGUAGCAUGUCUCCCACAUGUGGUACUUCAGGAACUCUUCCACAAACUCAUAUCACAGUACAUCUGGAGAUUAUCUAAGAGGCAGCCCCCUGAUACCACACCAUUGCAAACAUCAGAAGAUCUGAUAAAUGCAUGUAGUCAUUAUGGCUUAAUCUAUCCAUGGGUUAAUGUCUUAAUAUCAUCUGAAACUUUACCGGAUAAAGAUUAUGCAGAAGACCUUUCAAAAUUGCAGUCUCUUCUCUGCAGUCCUUCAUUUGACAUAGCUUCCAUGAUUCUGUUCUUGGAGUCAUUUUCAGACCACACUAUUGCUGGCCUUAGCAUUCAUGUUUUGUGUCAUACACGCUUGAAAAAGUAUGAACAGUGCAUAGAUAUGCUGUUAGAAAGGUGCCCGGAGGCACUCAUCCCAUAUGCUAAUCAUGAACUGAAAGACGAGAAUCGGACUUUGUGGUGGAAAAAACUGUUGCCUGAACUUUGUCAGCGAAUCAAAUGUGGUGGAGAGAAAUAUCAACUUUACCUGUCAUCAUUAAAAGUUCUCAAAGGACUCUGGAAGCUAGCAGAUGGUUCCACUACAUUAGAAGAAGAAACUAGGAUUCAGGAGUUUAAAAACGUUGUCAGUUGUUGCUGUGGAAUUAGAACUGAGGGAUUUCUUGAGUGUCCUCCCAGAAGAUGGCACUGCAGCAUUUUUCUUGCCGUAUCUUCUUUACUGCAGUCGAAAGAAAUCAUUGACUUGAAGAUGUCAUUUGAAAAUACCACAGUGGUAUAUGAGAGUGAAUUUAAAAAUUGAAUGCCAGGUAAAAAUAUAAACAGGAUUUUCAUAUUGAGUAUGUAUCUAUAUUGCCAGUGCUUUCAGGCUGCUUCCCUACCAUGUAGAGGUAUUAUCAUUUCUUAAUUAUGACCUGAAUUAUUUAAUUGUCCAGAAUGUAAAAAAUCUCCAAGUCAUUAAUACUUUCUUCAAAGAAGCCAUAUAUUUUUCAAGGUGGAGACCUACUGUUAUUCCAUGUCUCCAAGGUGGAGACCUAAUGUUUAUUCCAGGGAACAUCAGUUCACUGUUGUUGGAGAUUGCACAGUCUUCUUCAUCCCAGGAACACAAAUAUUUUGCAAAUAUGCUUGAAAGAAUGCCACUCCAGGUGUUCCAGAACUGUCUUUUCAGAAAGAUUUCCAGAUUUCUGUAUUUAUGUUUCUUUGAUAAGAUGUUCAUGUUUUGCCACAUUAAAAGAUUUUAAACUUUAUUUUCUUGUUAUUUUUAAAACUCAUGGUGUAUUUCUCUCUGAAUCAAAUAAAGUAGAAGGCUACAAAGUCAUCUUCUUGUCUAGUUAACGUGAUUUGUUGAAUGCAUGCUUUUCAGCCAAAGCCUUAUUUCCAAGUAUCUCUGCUCUUUCAGAGAAUGUGUGAAAAUAAGGAAUAUAUCAUUGUAUUCACUACUGUGUCUUCUUUUUUAACCUCUUACUAAAAGAAUUUUUAGUUCAAGUCCAGCUCACUCAUAGUGUGCUUUGAUACUUAAGGCUGGGCAAAAAUUCUACUCACCCGAUGUCUGCUUCAACUGUAUUUUGAAACUUUUCUCCUGAUGGUACUAUUCAUCUUUACCAGAUGUCAUCUAUAGAAUUUCUCCAGUUCCAGCAUAAUAUCCUUUGGCCAUCUCUUAAUCGUUACUCAAAACUAGGAUUGGCACCACUUUACCUCAUGCAAUUUCUUUCAAUUAAUUCAUUUCAGUUUUUAUUAAU